AUGAACCAGGCUCUCCUCCUCGUAUGCUUCCUAGGAUUUUCGUCAGCUGUAGUGCUUCGUAACGAGCUGGAUGCCGCGAUGCCGUCUACGACAUGCAUCCACUGUUUGUGUCUACAGGAAUCAGGAUGCAAACCUAUUGGAUGUCAGCAAAAGAAUGGAAAAACUGCAUGUGGAUAUUUUUUGAUAGAUUUACCAUAUUAUAUGGCCUGCGGCCAAUUGGGACGUCAGAGCGGAGAAGAGGUUACACUUGCUUGGAAAAGAUGUGCUUCAGAUUUGAACUGUUCAACUCAAUGUGUGAAGAACUAUUACCAGAGCAACGCUCAGAACUGCGGAAACCAGAAGACGCCAUGUGAAGUGAUGGUUCGAAACCAUGAAGGAGGGCCUUAUGGAUGCUUGAAUGAUCAUACACUCCCUAUUUGGACUUCAGUUCAAAAGUGCUGUACUGGCCAAUGCUAA
This is a messenger RNA of Auanema sp. JU1783, 456 nucleotides long. The record is from the annotation of a GenBank genome assembly. Lineage: Eukaryota; Metazoa; Nematoda; Chromadorea; Rhabditida; Rhabditidae.